Molecule: messenger RNA, 1213 nt
Organism: Gastrolobium bilobum
Lineage: Eukaryota; Viridiplantae; Streptophyta; Magnoliopsida; Fabales; Fabaceae
Product: mitochondrial thiamine diphosphate carrier 2-like
Exons: 8
Coding region: 195-1187 (330 amino acids)
Biological process (GO): thiamine pyrophosphate transmembrane transport
Cellular component (GO): mitochondrial inner membrane
Molecular function (GO): thiamine transmembrane transporter activity
Source: RefSeq, a predicted model, not a curated record
AGAGAAGUAGUCGCCUCAAAUCUUGUCAAUCAAAAAAGGCGGCAACAAUAACAACUCUUUUCCCUUUCUCUCUCUAAAACUCCAAUGUCUGUUCUCUUCUCCAUUGCCUCCUUCCCCAUCUGUUGUGGAGUUUAUUGCUAUGUGUGAAUUUUGCUUUGCAGGUUGUAGUUGGAAAGGGAAGGGUGUUAUUGGCAAUGGAGGAGGAGGAGCCAAGCCAGAUGAAGAGGGCAAUGAUUGAUGCCUCAGCUGGGGCUAUUUCGGGUGGUAUAUCACGGACAGUUACAUCACCCCUUGAUGUUAUUAAGAUUAGGUUCCAGGUUCAACUAGAGCCCACUUCUUCGUGGUCUUUAAUACGCAAGGAUUCGUCUACAACAUCAAAAUAUACUGGCAUAAUUCAAGCAAGCAAAGAUAUUUUUAGAGAAGAAGGCAUUCGGGGUUUUUGGAGGGGCAAUGUGCCAGCUUUGCUCAUGGUUAUGCCAUAUACAGCUAUACAAUUUACUGUUUUACACAAGUUGAAGACUUUAGCCUCUGGUUCUUCCAAAACAGAGAAUCACAUUAAUUUGAGCCCUUAUCUAUCCUAUAUGAGUGGGGCUUUAGCUGGGUGUGCAGCUACUUUAGGGUCAUAUCCCUUUGAUCUUCUCCGAACCAUAUUAGCUUCUCAGGGAGAACCAAAGGUUUAUCCAAACAUGAGGUCAGCAUUCAUUGAUAUUAUCCAAACUCGUGGCUUCCAAGGCUUGUAUGCUGGAUUGUCACCAACACUAGUUGAGAUUAUACCUUAUGCAGGACUACAAUUCGGCACCUAUGAUACAUUUAAACGUUGGACCAUGGCGUGGAACCGUGGUCAAUAUGCAAAUACUGCCACAGAAGAUAGCCUCUCUAGCUUUCAGCUUUUCCUGUGUGGGUUGGCAUCAGGAACAUGUGCCAAGCUUGUCUGUCAUCCCCUUGAUGUGGUCAAGAAAAGAUUUCAGAUUGAAGGUCUACAAAGGCAUCCAAGAUAUGGAGCUCGGGUUGAACAUCGUGCAUACAGAAACAUGUUUGAUGCCUUGAAACGGAUAUUAAAGGCGGAGGGUUGGGCUGGUCUAUAUAAGGGGAUAGUCCCAUCAACUGUUAAAGCUGCACCAGCUAGUGCUGUAACAUUUGUUGCAUAUGAAUUGACAUCAGAUUGGCUUGAGUCUCUUUUGACUUGAUUUUUUACACUUCAGAGAUGGGGGUG